AUGAAAGAAAAGCUACUAGAGACGGACGCUCUAGCGGAAUAUAAAAAAGCCCACAAAAAAAACUACGAGCAAAGACUCAUAAAAGAAAAGGAGCUUCUCGAAAAGGAACAAGCAGAAGAAGUAGCUAGUGAAAAGAGCAAAAAGGAACAAGCUUAUAAGCAGCUGCAAAUUGAAAAGGACAGGGAAUACUCAAUACAAUAUUACCACGAAAUAAAUAAUCUACAUCGAGCAAACACGGUUAGCACCGAUGAUAGUUUACCUAUGCUGAGCAACUACACAGAGAGGUUAAUAGGUUCUUCUCAUUACACAUACAUGUCAGAUGGAGCAACACGUAGCAUCUUGGAUGAUGUCUCAAGGGUGUCCCUCUCUCGAAGGAUACGGGAUUUCUUCUCGAGCAGUGACACGAGGGAGUACUUCGGAUGCAGUAGAGUUCAAAUCGUUUGCAACGUCAUUCUCUUCAUUAUGUGGAAAAAAUGCAACUUGAAAAAUGUUCUGCUCCGCGCUCUUCCAACCCUACAAAUUCCGACCCUUAAAACACUGUCCACCCUAUUUAAUAAGACACAAAAAAAAAUGCAUAUCCUCAACUUCGCAACGUUGUUUACCUUCCUAAUUGCGGCUUACACCUUCUGCGCAACGGAAAAUGAUCCGUCCUUUUGCAAAAAAACACACAGGGGAAUCCUCAAAUAUCAUAAGAAGAAGGACGAACAGGAGUACUUCACCGUUUCUGCACUUUUGAAAAAUGACAAGCUCGACUUUUACAGAGGCUCCACCCUUUACGACACCAUAGACCUAACCGAAGUUGUAACUCCGCUGUCCAUUUUUUCAACGAGCCCUGAGUGCAUGACUGUUAAUAUGGUUAACAAGGAUGCCGUAGUCUUAUGCUGCAACACAGAGGAGUGCAUAAAUAACUGGUGGCUAUUCCUGACGAAGCAAAUACUCUGCCUCAAUACGGGCGAGAUGCGGAACGAGAACGACGAAAAGACAUUGGAGGACGUUCAAUACAACAUCCUAAACAAUGACAACUUCGAUGGCGUUUCCAUUAACAUAGAACAGGACCUCGAGAAUAUCCCCAACGUUGUCAUCAAAGCGGAGUCGUGAAAAGGCCCCUUGGAAAGCAUCUUAACUUCAAAGAUAAUAAAUUGAGCAAAUUUGUCCAAAAAAAAUAUGAUCGCAAGUGUUUUUUUUUUUUUUUGUCAUGCAUGACCAAUUGUUUUUCCUGUUCUUACCAGCACGAUGGUGCCCAAGCGA
This is a messenger RNA of Plasmodium coatneyi, 1248 nucleotides long. RefSeq lists its product as uncharacterized. NCBI's taxonomy places the organism in Eukaryota, Apicomplexa, Aconoidasida, Haemosporida, Plasmodiidae. Bases 1 to 1098 code for a protein of 365 amino acids. The transcript has 11 exons. The record is from RefSeq and is a predicted model, not a curated record.